AUGAAGCCCAUCGUCCACUUGUUGCUUCAUGUGAAAAAGGCCCGGUCUGCGCUUGACAGGGGCAGGAAAGCGGAUACGAAGCAGAACAAUUCGUCUAGACACACAGUUAUUGGGGAGUCGAAAUCGUCAACAUCAGUAGUCGGUAAAGUGAAUACGCUCACGUCCUCUCCUUGGGAUUUCCUUCCCGCCGAGCUCCAAAUAAAGAUAUUCGCGUAUUGCGGCGUCGGAGACCUCCUUCCCUUGCGACUCGUUUGCCGCGGAUUCUACCAAGUCCUCACCUCUCACGAACAACUGAUAAGUCGGCAAUAUCUCCGCCAGCGCCGACACGGAACCCUCCCUUCUCCCAUCGAGAGUGAACGAACGUAUACUCGGAAUCCGGAAGACGAUGUAGUGCUUUUAUCGGAUCUGUUUCCGCCAGCGAAGAGUGCCAAGGGUGGGCAUCUAUAUACGUUUAGAUAUGUGCAUAGCCUCCGGCGGCGGCAGAAGCUUUGUUCGAGGCUAUGCUAUUAUCUGGCAGAUCGAGUUAUGGAUCGGUUUGUGCAAUGUGAAAAUGCGUUUAUGAAGUCGAUGUUUCCUACAAGGAAAGAGAAGAAUGCGCUGGUUCAGCGCGGUAUAGCAAGUUUGUGGUUUAAUCUUACUCCGCUCAUGUAUUACACGUUAUAUUUCCUCGAAUCAUAUUCCCUCGCUAGAAGAGAACAUACGAAUACCCUUCUACGCGAAUUCGAAGCCGGAAGGCUCCCUGUCCCUAUUCCGCCGCACCUCCGCAGAUCCAUGUACCGAGAACUGCAGGUCAAAAUCCUUCGAUCACCUCCAUUCACCGAUAGUUCCACCCUUAUAGCUACACAUCAUUGCAUGCAGCUCCUUCUUUCCUACCUACGAUAUACCGUCCCACCCGAGCAGGGUCUCCAAGACGAUGGCUGGAUCGGCUCACUGCUCACCGUGUCACCAUUCCUACGCCUUGUCGAGUACUUCUCCGCAGAAAUAGGCGACGGCGGCAAUCAACGCAUGCAACGGAAAGAUUUCAUGUAUAACUUCGAUAAUGAUAUAAAGAUGCAUGAGAAAGAUGAUAAGAAGUCAUUAGUCUUUGAGCGGGCGCCUAACUGGCAUGCUCACCACUCAGCGGCUGACAUAUGGUUUGAUGCUGCUACAGAGGAAUUGGCUCUGAGAAACGCUGUUCCGCAUGAUACAGAGAAGAUUUGGAUUUGGGAUCAAAUUCCGCUGCUUUUGGGGUGUCCGCAUUGUCGGGAUGAGUCUGAUGGUUGGUAUGCAUGA
Molecule: messenger RNA, 1272 nt
Organism: Aspergillus chevalieri
Lineage: Eukaryota; Fungi; Ascomycota; Eurotiomycetes; Eurotiales; Aspergillaceae
Product: F-box protein
Exons: 3
Coding region: 1-1272 (423 amino acids)
Molecular function (GO): protein binding
Source: RefSeq, a predicted model, not a curated record